Molecule: messenger RNA, 674 nt
Organism: Hypanus sabinus (Atlantic stingray)
Lineage: Eukaryota; Metazoa; Chordata; Chondrichthyes; Myliobatiformes; Dasyatidae
Product: dispanin subfamily A member 2b-like
Exons: 2
Coding region: 1-516 (171 amino acids)
Cellular component (GO): plasma membrane
Source: RefSeq, a predicted model, not a curated record
AUGAGUUACCCAGCACAGCCGACCUCUGGGAAGCCGCCUGAAUACACGCAGGAUGCGAAAACCAACCUGCCCACUCAGGUGUCCCUGGCUCCCGGGAUACCCAUGGCUCCAGCUCCCGGGAUACCCAUGGCUCCAGCUCCCGGGAUACCCAUGGCUCCAGCUCCCGGGAUACCCAUGGCUCCAGCUCCCGGGAUACCCAUGGCUCCCGCUCCCGGGAUGAACACGACUCCGGCCCUCAAUAUUUGUGUGCAGCGGACACAGAGCCGUGACUUUUUGGUCUGGUCCAUCUUCAACAUGUUUUAUAUGAACAUACUCUGUUUGGGCGUCAUCGCGGUGGCAUUCUCUGUGAAGGCCAGAGACCGUAGACUUUUUGGUGAUCUGGAUGGAGUCAAACACUAUGGUAACACAGCUAAAUACCUCAACAUCGCAGCAACUGUUCUCACCCUCCUUCUGUGUCUUCUUAUGAUUAUAUUAGCAUUUCUUGGAGCUUUUUCUGUGAGACGUUAUUAUGGGUAGAAACAGCCUGUGGGGCAGUGUGGGGAGAGGUCAUCGUAUAACAUAGACUGCUUCAGCAUUUUAAAUCUUGGACUGCUGUUCUGUCUUGUGUUAAUGCUAAGCUAGUUCUAAAGAAUAUUGUAAUGCAGGACUAAUCAUAGAGCACAAAAUGUGCAAUA